AUGACAAAGUUCUUUGUCUUGCUUAAUCGGUGGUGGAAGCUCACGGUGGUGAUGACCACGUGGGAUUUCUUGUCUCUGUUUAGCUACACGUGUCUUAAUGUGGGGACAAAUUUUUUUGUUUGCUCUUCGUUUAUUUCAUUUUCUUUCAAUCCACACUCUUUUCUCCUCGUUUGCGAAGUCUACUCCGACGCCUUAUCAGGUUCCACCGCCGGUAUCGGCUGCGUCGGAGAGAUCGUGAAGCACGAGCGGCUCAUCAACGAUCGCUUCUUCAUAAUCUGUAAAGGCCAGGAGCAAUUCUGCAUCACGGAUCUCGUUCGUACGAAGCCCUACCUCGUCGCGAAGGUGACGUGGCUGGAGGAUCGACCGUCCGGUGAGGAGAAUCUGGACGAAUUGGCCAACGAGAUUGAGGUUCUGAUGAAGGAAGUGAUCCGAUUUUCGAACAGAUUGAAUGGGAAACUAGAGAAAGAGGCGCAGGAUCUGAGGAAAAAUCAGUUUCCGACUCCGUUCUCGUUCUUCGUCGGAAGCACGUUGGAAGGAGCUCCAAUGGAGCAGCAAGCGCUGAUGGAGCUUGAGGACACGGAGGCUAGGUUAAAGAGAGAGAGGGAGACGCUGAGGAAUACACUCAAUUACUUGACCGCAGCUUCUGCAGUGAAAGAUGUCUUCUCAUCUCCGUAGUAAUAUUGGUACCUGGCUUCUGCAGGGAGGUAUAUAUCAAUUAAAAGAUUCCAUGGGAAGGAGGAGAGUUCCAAGUUGAUCCAUCAAUGGAUUAUAUGUGUUUGUAGAACUUGAUGCUGCUUUAUUUGAAAGUAAAUUGGAUUGUAGGAACAUAUUUUCUGAUGAUGGAAUAACAACACUUGAUGAAACGGAUUUAACAAAA
Eutrema salsugineum is the source of this 877-nucleotide messenger RNA. RefSeq lists its product as uncharacterized. Lineage: Eukaryota; Viridiplantae; Streptophyta; Magnoliopsida; Brassicales; Brassicaceae. The transcript is spliced from 2 exons. Bases 1 to 675 code for a protein of 224 amino acids. The record is from RefSeq and is a predicted model, not a curated record.